Messenger RNA from Benincasa hispida (wax gourd), 1930 nucleotides. The record is from RefSeq and is a predicted model, not a curated record. Lineage: Eukaryota; Viridiplantae; Streptophyta; Magnoliopsida; Cucurbitales; Cucurbitaceae.
ACUACUAAAUUAAUUUGACCUUUUUUUUCUUAUAAUGAAUUAAUACACAUUUAAUGAAAACUGUAGAUAAUUUUUUUUUUCAAUGAUUCAAAUGAAACUCAAUCGUAGAUCCUAACUACUUCAAGUGGAAAUUACAAAUUUACCCCCAAAUCAUCCAACUCCAUUUUCCUUUUAAGGCACUGCCUUCCCUUCCCUGCGGUGAAAUUCUCCAACUAUGUCAACGAACCAAUAACAUAAAAGGAAAAUAUAUCAUGGACGAAAUUGCCCUCAUCGUUGCCGCCGUAGUAACCUUGGCCUCCACCAUUCUCCUCCACCGCACUUUCUUCCGCCGCAGCAGAUUCCGCCUCCCGCCAGGACCGAAGCCAUGGCCGAUCGUAGGAAACAUGCCGCAGAUCGGCGGAGCACCUCUCCACUCCCUACUCGCCGCCAUGGCCGGCGAGUAUGGAUCUUUGAUGUACCUCCGAUUAGGCUCUGUCGGCGUGGUUGUGGCGGCAUCAGCGGCGGUGGCGGAGAAACUCUUAAAGGUUCACGACACUAAUUUCCUUAGCCGGCCGCCGAACGCCGGUGCAAAAUAUAUCGCUUAUAAUUAUCAGGAUAUGGUUUUUGCGCCGUACGGUCCACGGUGGCGAUUACUCCGGAAGAUCAGCACCGUCCAUUUGUUCUCCUCAAAAGCCCUAGAUGAUCAUCGCCGCAUACGGGAGGAGGAGAUAGCGGUGCUGGUACAGGCUCUUGCAAGCUCCGGCGAAGUUCCGGCAGCCUUGGGGAGCUUGCUCACCGUGUGCACUGCGAAUGCACUCGGACGGACAAUGAUCGGCCGACGUGUUUUCGGUGAUGGUGGCAGUGGCGACGAUUCAGAGGCGAAACAAUUUAAGGCAAUGGUAGAGCAAGUGAUGAUACUGGCCGGAAAGUUCAACCCCGGCGACUUUUUCCCGUCGCUUGAGUGGCUUGAUUUGCUGGGUGUGGCCAGUGAGAUGAAGAAGGUUCACAAAUGGUUCGAUGAUUUUUUGACUAAGAUCGUGGAGGAGCACCGGAAUUUAUUGGCCAGAGGCCGCGGCGGCGGCCACCAAGACUUGCUGAGUACUCUCCUGUCCUCAGCUGAAGAUGAGAAUGAGAAGAUUAAUGAUACUGAGAUCAAGGCUUUGUUGUUGAACAUGUUUACAGCUGGAACCGACACGUCAGCAAGUACAGUAGAAUGGGCCUUGACAGAGCUCAUCAGACAUCCCAAAAUGAUGGCCCAAGCCCAACAAGAACUGGACUCCGUAGUGGGCCGUGAUCGAGCAGUUUCCGAUCUAGACCUGCCGCAAUUGGUUUAUCUUCAGGCGGUGGUGAAGGAAACAUUCCGGCUCCACCCACCGACGCCGCUCUCCCUCCCCCGCAUGGCCGCCGAGAGCUGCGAAAUCAACGGCUACCACAUCCCCAAAGGCACCACUCUCUUGGUCGACGUAUGGGCCAUUGGUCGUGACCCAAAAGAAUGGGCCGACCCACUCGAAUUCAGGCCCAAUAGGUUCCUCCCAGGUGGCGAGAAGGCCCACGUGGAUGUGAAGGGAAAUGACUUUGAGGUGAUUCCUUUUGGGGCUGGGCGAAGGAUUUGUGUGGGCAUGAGUAUGGGCCUGAGGAUGGUUCAGAUGUUAACUGCCACAUUGGUCCAUUACUUUGAUUGGGCCUUACCUAAUGGGCUUCUGCCUGAUGAGUUGAACAUGGACGAGGCUUAUGGGCUGACCCUGCGUCGGGCCCAGCCCUUGGUUGUGCAUCCACGGCCUAGAUUAUUACCUGGGGUUUAUCAAAAAUCACCUUAAAUUCGUUAGUUCUAACUUCUACCUAUUGUUAUUGGUUGUAAGUUCUCUUCUUGUGUUUGAUUUGGAAAAAUUAGUUUAUAAGUUGCAAGGUAUCUCGUGCUGGUUUAUUGUAAUAUUAGUUAUUAAAUUGUGUC